Tyto alba (common barn owl) is the source of this 1589-nucleotide messenger RNA. Its product is annotated as tubulin beta chain. NCBI's taxonomy places the organism in Eukaryota, Metazoa, Chordata, Aves, Strigiformes, Tytonidae. Gene Ontology annotation, cellular component: cytoplasm; microtubule. The transcript has 4 exons. Gene Ontology annotation, molecular function: structural constituent of cytoskeleton; GTPase activity; GTP binding. The record is from RefSeq and is a predicted model, not a curated record. Bases 130 to 1464 code for a protein of 444 amino acids. Gene Ontology annotation, biological process: microtubule cytoskeleton organization; mitotic cell cycle.
GCCGCGGUGCCGCGGGAGCCGCCAUUGUCGCCGCCGCCGCGCUCACAACAGCGCUCCCGUCUUAAAGGGGCUGCGCCACCGAAUCGCCCAGCCAGACCGGGUGGGGCCCACCUUUCCGGCACCGUCACCAUGAGGGAGAUCGUCCACAUCCAGGCGGGCCAAUGCGGCAACCAGAUCGGGGCCAAGUUCUGGGAGGUGAUCAGCGAUGAACAUGGCAUCGACCCCACCGGCACUUACCACGGCGACAGCGACCUCCAGCUCGACCGCAUCAGCGUCUACUACAACGAGGCCACCGGGGGUAAGUAUGUGCCAAGAGCCAUCUUGGUGGACCUGGAGCCAGGAACCAUGGACUCAGUGCGCUCAGGACCUUUCGGGCAGAUCUUCCGGCCAGACAACUUCGUUUUUGGCCAGAGCGGCGCUGGCAACAACUGGGCCAAGGGUCACUACACAGAAGGGGCCGAACUGGUGGACUCAGUCCUGGACGUGGUGAGGAAGGAAGCGGAGAGUUGCGACUGCCUCCAGGGCUUCCAGCUGACCCACUCGCUGGGUGGUGGCACCGGCUCUGGCAUGGGCACCCUCCUCAUCUCCAAGAUCCGCGAGGAAUAUCCCGACCGCAUCAUGAACACCUUCAGCGUCGUCCCGUCCCCCAAGGUCUCGGAUACGGUGGUGGAACCCUACAACGCCACCUUGUCUGUCCACCAGCUGGUGGAGAACACGGACGAGACCUACUGCAUCGACAACGAAGCCCUCUAUGACAUCUGCUUCCGCACCCUCAAGCUGACCACCCCCACCUACGGGGACCUCAACCACCUCGUCUCGGCCACCAUGAGCGGCGUCACCACCUGCCUCCGUUUCCCCGGCCAGCUCAACGCCGAUCUUCGCAAGUUGGCCGUCAACAUGGUGCCCUUCCCGCGUCUCCAUUUCUUCAUGCCCGGUUUCGCUCCCUUGACGUCACGCGGCAGCCAGCAGUACCGCGCCCUCACCGUCCCCGAGCUCACCCAGCAGGUCUUCGAUGCCAAAAACAUGAUGGCCGCCUGCGACCCGCGUCACGGCCGUUACCUCACGGUGGCCGCCGUCUUCCGAGGCCGCAUGUCCAUGAAGGAGGUGGACGAGCAGAUGCUCAACGUGCAGAACAAGAACAGCUCGUACUUCGUCGAGUGGAUCCCCAACAACGUCAAGACGGCCGUUUGCGACAUCCCGCCGCGCGGCCUCAAGAUGGCCGUCACCUUCAUCGGCAACAGCACGGCCAUCCAAGAGCUCUUCAAGCGCAUCUCGGAGCAGUUCACGGCCAUGUUCCGCCGCAAAGCCUUCCUCCACUGGUACACGGGCGAGGGGAUGGACGAGAUGGAGUUCACCGAAGCCGAGAGCAACAUGAACGACCUCGUCUCGGAGUACCAGCAGUACCAAGAUGCCACCGCCGAGGAGGAGGAGGACUUCGGCGAAGAGGCCGAAGAGGAGGCUUGAGGGAGAGUCAUCCUUGGAGAGCCCUCAUCAUCCUCGGAGAGCCCUCGUCCUUCAGUGUUGUCCUUGGAGAGCCCUCAUCCUUCGCCGUCAUCAUCUUCGGAGAGCCCUCAUCCUUCACCGUUGUC